CCACCGCCGCCACCGUGUUGUCACGUAGCACGGUCGCCCCGCGCCGUAACCACCGACAGAACGCGAUCGACUGCACACCGUGAAGCAAUAAACGGCGCAUCACGCAAUCCGAGCAGUACACGUCUCACGACCAUCCUUUAUAAAGUACAUCACGAUGUUCACGUUUUCUCGUUUCGCAUUGUUGUGGACCGCAUUUGCGGUGGUCGCGAUUAUAGUGCACGCGUCAGUUGGGUCACCGACGCCCGGCAAAACGGACGCAGCCAAAAUCCAGAAGAACAUGGCCAAGAACAAAGGUGAGUGGUAUUGUCAUAACGAUAAUAGGUAUAAUACGUGUGUGUGAAUAAUAUAUAACAAUUUUAAUCGUAACGGUUCUGUUGUCGCGCUAUACGCCUACGUGUAGCUAAGAAGACUCAGGAAGUGCUGCAGUUUGGAAACCAGCAGAACCGUCAGGCGGACACAAGGAACUACGCGAGAGCCGAAAAGAGACGUGAGUUUUAGAACCUCCUGGAAAGAGGAGGUGUCAAAAUUACACCUCAUCCCCCGUCCCUACACGCGGCCCCUAACCCGACUACCGCCCCGCCCGCCUGCCCGUCUCCCACGCUCGGAGAAAUAGUAAACCGCGCUUCGCGGCGAUACGCGAGUAUAACCGGGGAAUGGCUGUCUGAAAUUAGUAUCUUUAUAUACUAAAAUAAUAAUAAUAUUAUCACGACCAUAUAUCACCGUCAAGUGUUGACGAUACUUAUCGUCCUUCCCCUCCUUCCCCCCCUCCGAACGGGAAACGCCUCGCCGAACGCGCGACCCACUAACCACACCUACCGCAACGACCGAGCGGGCGGCGGCUAUCGAUUUUACCUCACCCUUUCUCGGUUUCCGUUUUCCAGAAGCACCUGAUGAACACCACGACCCUGAACCGGUGCCGGAAGUCAACAACGCCCUUGAACGCAGCUAUCCCCAGACGGCCAGACAUGAAAAAAUCGCCGAUCUCUUUUACAACCCAGGUAUCAUUACGUUAUUAUUGUCACCCUUUAUAUGGAAUAUAUUUUGUACGCGUUAUUAUUAUUAUUAUUACUACUAUUAAUAUUAUCGUAUUGGAUAUUGUACCGCGCGCGCCGAUAGCUAGGACUCGCAUUAUAGUCGACGUAUAAUAGGAAUGGGCCGAUAUCGGUUUUUGCCGAUAUCGGUUUUUACCGAUAUAAAACCGAUACCCGACAUUCGAAAUAUUCAGUUUUCGAAAUUGACCUAUAUAAUACAGUGAACGCGACUUAUAAGACUCACUCUGGGACCAGUACAAAAUUAGUUUUAUAACCGAAAGAAUCUUACAGGCGGACUGGAGAAAUCAUAGAGGUGGUCUAAGCAGUAAGUGCAAUGCACAGUAAACCGUAUGUCAGGUAGAUAAAACAAAGGUUGUGUACGGUAUAUUAUUAUUACAACCGUGUAAACAUAUUGGUUGAAUAUGCAACUAUUCAUGUACAACAAGUGUGUGUGUGUGUGUGUGUGUGUAUGUGUGUGUGUGUGUGUGUGUGUGUGUGUGUGUAUGUGUGUGUGUACGCAUCGCUUUUGUUCGCCGCAAAAGUUCCUGAGCGUCGUGGGUGUACUCGCAGCAGUCCUCGGCAGCAAUUGGCUAGGGCAAAGGGAACCGCCCUUGGUGUUCGAGACCUGAAAACUGCAGCUAAUAUCAAAGCAAACAUCCUAAAAUCUAUAUAUAUUACGAUUUAUAUAAUUUAUAUAGUUGAUAAGAUUACUUUAUAAAAUUUGUUUAGUUUGUAUAUUUUUUUUUUCCUAUAUAAUGGAAGUCACAUGGUAAAAUGUACGCAUUCCCGAACUUUUCAUCGCGUGCGCUAUUUUCAGGACGUUUAACGUACUAUUCGAAUCAGAUAAAUUAAAACACGUCGUGUAUUAAUAUAACAUCACAUUAACUGGGUGGAGGGUCGGAGACGGGCGAAGUCUCCUCUGACAUAAUUGACAAAAUAUCAGUAUUUUAUAUUAUGCAUAACACAGCUGUUAACAAAUAUCGGUAUUCCGAAAUAAAAAUUCCCCAGCAGUUUUAAAUAUUAUUAAAUGUCAUCGUUAUAAAAUAGGUUACAAUACGAGUUACAAUAUGAGCAUCAGUCGCCGUAAUAUUAUAUAAAUAAAAUGUAUUGUUAGAUAUUUUAUUAUUAUUUAUUGAUUUCGUAUUUAGAGGGCAUGACAGACGAAGAACAACCCCCUCUCCUCAUCCCAGCGAGUUUUACUGUGAUAUUUUAUGACGUAGAUUCGCAGCAGUAUACGACGCGUUCCUUAAAUUUUAAUAAAUAUUUAUAUUACCCCCCUCCCUCCCACCACCAAAAAUAACGUCCUAGUUACACUACUGCUUGCAAUUAUGAUAAACAGAAUAGAAAAUGUCUAAAAUAUUGCUUUUACUCCACGGUACAUGAGGCGUUAGAGGUGUUAGAUUUUUCAAAUAAAUGAUAUGGGAGCGCGUAAAAAUCUGGAAUCUGAAAAACUGGACUACACAUAACUGAAUAGUGCAAAUCUGGAAUAUACCAUUUUGAAAUCGGUAAAAAUCCGUAAAAAAAUACGGAAAAAGAUUCUGAGCGGAGUUUGGUUUUACAUGCUUUGAAAGACCGUGAUAUUUACGAUUUGUUUAAGAUUUUAUAACAGUUUCAUUGGUUUUGAUUGUGCUUUUUAUUUUAUUUGGUUAAAAAUAAUCGUUCAGACUUUAAAUUUUCAAAGAAUACUAGCAAGGACAGUCCAGCCAGUUGUGCUAGUGUUGCUAAGGCACACCGGCAAUGUUGAGCAUUAUCUAGAUAAAUAAUUAAUUAUCUUUUAUCUUAUCUAGAUAAUAAACAAAAUUAGUUAUCUGAUGAAUUAUCUUAGACGAGUAAUUGAGUUAUCUAACAUAAUUCAUAUAAAUAAAUAAAUAUAUACAUCAGGGAAAUUCGAAAAAUUGAAAUUGUAAGUUAAACCUAUGUCUCAUUAGUAAACCAACCUUGUACAAAUAGAGAACAAAAUUAAAAACAUAAAGUAAUAGGUAAUAAUAUUAUCCAAAUCGCUUAUUUAUUUUAUUUCUAAAUUAAAAUAGACAUUGUAAAUUUUAGAAUCGAGUAUAAAUUGACAAAAAAAUUGUAGAUUAAUUAAUAAAAUUAAAACAAUUUUUGACGACUUUUUGAAGUAUAAUAAAUUGCAUAUUUAGAUAAUUAUUACAAUAUUGCAUUAUAUUUUUUUUAAAUUGUGGAGCCCCUUAAAAGUACUCUGGUCGAACGUCAUGGUAAACAUAAAUGCAAUUUAUAUACACGAAAGCUUGUGUGUAUAAUAUGAUAAUCAAUUAAUAUUGUAACAUUACGCCUUUAAAAAUAAUAUUAUAACGCGCGGUUUUUAGUUGGUUAAUUAGACAGUGUUUUAAUUAUUCAAACACUAUAAAUCUAUACUAACGAUAUUAAUUAUAGAAACAAGUUGUCGACAUAAUUAUUAAGAGAUUAAAUUUCGCGUUAAUUAAUUAGUUUAAAUCGGAUUACGGUAAAUGUUUUCAUUAAAUAUCAUAAAAUUAUACUUUCUUAAAAUCUCAGUAUAACAAAGAACCUAUUAAUUUUACAAAGACGUGUUUUUUCUCAGAAAAUACUCUUUCAAUUAGUGAAAAUGAUUAGAUUUUUCAUACCAUUCCCCAAAAGAUGUGGAUAAUUAAAAGAAGCUUUUAAUAAUGCAAGUAAAUAACCUACUGAUGCAUUUUAUAAUUUUGCAAAGAUAUAUAGUUAUUUUAUAAGCCAACAAGAACUUAUUAAAGAAUACUUACAUUUUUCUAAAGUAUAUUUAUUAUUAUUUUUUAUUUAAGUGUUAAUAAAUACUUUUUUCAUUUUAUGUUUUUAAAAAUUAUUAUAAAUUGUUUAGUAUCUAAUCAUAUUUUUUCUUUUUCGCUAACGUUAAACUUGAAUAAUCUGGUAUACUCUUACAUUCUAAUAAAACAUUUUAGCUAAACAAAUCUAGGUGUAUAAUAAUAUAUCUAUAUGUAUGUGUAUAAGGAAAAGUUAUAAUUACAUAGAUAUUAAUUUAUAUUUAGUAAGAUUUGUACUAUUUUAAAAUUAAAUUACUACAUAUUUAUAUUAUGUUAAAUAAAAACAAUUUUUAUUUAAUUUUAAAAUGUAUAAAUUAAAACAAAUUUAUUUAAUUAAUAGCUAUUAUUUUAAUCGGCUUUUCAUUAUUUCAGUAUAUUAAAUAAAUAAAUUAACUGAUAUGUGGAGAUAAAAUGAAUAAAUUAAAAAAAAUAUAAUAAACUGAAUUUAAAAAAUAAAGUAUCCUCAAGUAUUUAUUAGUUAUUACUAAUUAAAUUAAAAAUAAAUACACGAUCAAUUUUAAUAAAUAAAUUUUAAAUUGCACCGAUAUAAAGAAAAGUAAAAUGUUGGCUUUGAUUUGACAAAUAGGCAGAGAACUUGAUUUUUUUAUGUAGGUAAUAGUACCUUUUAGACUAUAAAAUUUGUAUUUUUAAUUCUUAAAACCGGAGAGUGGAAGUUAGUAUGUCCUUUAGGCUCUAAGUCACUUAAGGGAUGUGAUUGGAUAAUGAGUACAGUGGCGACUAUCUUAUAAAUCAAGUGUAUCAGACAAUAAAAACUAUUUAUUAGUAAAUAGAUUUAUAUUAUAGAGAAUUUUAUAAAAAUGUUCUUGCAUAUUAAAAAAAUGACUUUUGUUGGUGGGUGGGUGUCAACAGAUUUUAGUAAUUUGGAUACACAUGGUAAAUUUACUGUAGCCGCCACUGUGUUAAUGACAAGUUCAUUUUAUUUAGAGGUUCAAAUAGACAAAUAGAAAAUUUAGUUAACUACACAAACAAAAUAAAUAAAAACAUUCAAUUUACACUCGAAGUACAAAUGAAUAAUAAAUUAAAUUUCUUAGAUCUUACAGUUUCCAUUAUAAACAAAAAAAUUUGAUUUUUGUAUUUACAGGAAACCUACACAAACUGAUGCUAUAAUACCACAAGAUUCUAAUCACCCUUAAUUUCAAAACUAUAAUUUUUUAAUUUAAUAUUCUAUAAGCUUGAAUGUAUUUCAUUAAAUAAACAUAAUUAUCAACACGAGCUCAAUAUUAUAUAUAAUAUAGCCCAUACAAAUCAAUACAAUAUGUAAUACAAUACCCAUACAAUAGUUAAUAUUAUUUCAAUUUAAAUACUAUUAAAACAAUUCAUAAAAGUAUUAAAGAAAAAACAAUACACAACUCAUCAAAUAAUAUUAACUAUUGUAGUAUGAAAUAUCAAAAUAAUGUGCCAAACGAAUUCGCUAAAAUUCUGAAAAAUAAUACAAAUAACGUAAAAAUCGCUUUUAAGAUUAAUAAUAAUUUAAUCAGACAUAUAAUCAAUAGAACUAAAAAUUUCACAAAAAAUCCCCCUUCUUUUUAAAAUGCUAGUAUAUAUAUAUAAACUUAAAUUUAUAAAUGUAAUACAUUUUAUAUAGGUAAGACAAAUAUAAAUUUUAAAAUAAGAUAUAAAGAACACAUUUCUGAAAUAAAAUUAAAAAAGACUGCCCCUAAUUCAAAUUUCGCUAAACAUGUUUUAGUAAACAACCAUAAUAUAAGUUUUGAUACUAAUACAGACUUAGAAAUAUAAAACACCCAAAAUAAUAUUUUCAUUAAUUUAGUUUUAGAAGAAUUACACAUACACAAUGAAAUAAUAUUUCUUAACAUAUCUAUGUCUAAAAAUAACUAAUUUUAAAUAAUCUCUCCUAUUAAAAUAAAUUUUUUCUACGAAAAACGACCAAUUUGUACAAUUUUUUUUUCUAUGUAUUCAUUUCAUUUUUAUAAUCAGUCGCGUUUUACAUUUUGACUGUGAUAUACCUGAUGAUGAAUUUUUAAUUCAAAAUCGGUCGUAUAAUACAAUUAUCAUAAUAUCACUGCAUACAUAUAUUUUAAUAAUAAAUUAUAACUUCUUUGAUAUCGCUAUCCGUCAAUAUAAGAGUACAAUAAAUUAUAAUGACCAGAAUACCGAGCCAUGUUAAACAUGCGACAUUUUAUCGACAAAGUUUAAAACUCUGUGGGAUUUUUUUUUAACUAAUUUAGGUAAUUAACAAAUAAUUUAUUUUAUUUUAUCUUCUUCGUAAAAAUAUAGUUUAUUAAAAUAUUUCCUGGUUACCAUUAACACUGGAAAUUCAAUAUAUGAAACUUAAAGUAAAUUAGUGAAAUAUAAUUAAUUUAACAUAAAUAUUCAUAUAUACUUUAUGUUAAUAAUAAUGAACCUUUAUUUAAAUAAUAAAAUAUUAAGUAUUGAGUAUCAGUUAACAAUAACUAUUUAUUUUUAGCCUAGGGGUACCACCACCCAAUUGAUCAUGAGGCCAUCGCCUCAUCAAAUACCCUACUAUGCUACCACUGCUCUAGGCGACGCAUUCAUUAAUUUAUUUUAUUUUUAUAUAUACAUUAUAUAUAUACAUUUGUUUAUAUAUUUAUUUACCCAACAAGUACCCACCUAAAUCAGUGGUCUGCCCAUAGCAUGAUUUAUGUCCGGUUUUAUCAUAAUAAAAUAUGCUCGACACUAAUGCUAUAAUUUUAUUAAUUAUAUUAAUUGCGUUUUUCAUUACUACAGAUUCCUAUGGACUUCAAUCGUUGGACGCCGACGACCGUCACAAGAGAAACGCUUACCAUUUCGGGUCUCCUGUUAAAAGGAGGUAAGACGUAAUUUUUCGGCACGAAUUAUGUAUUUUGUCUGAAUAGCAAAUAUGUAUAUAUAUAUGUGAAAAAAGUUUUCGAAAAAGAAUUCAUAAAAAUGUCAUCAGUCUCGUAAUGCUUUUAAGUUCCAGCAUAUAUAAUUUAUUAUCCACCGAACAUUUUAUAAUAUACGUCCUUUUCAACGAGUCCAUUUAUUCAAUUACAAUUUUGUCUUUAUAUUUUAUUACAUUAGUUCGCAGUCCAUCGUAUUUUAAUACCAUUAUUAUGUCUUUUUCAUGUAUAAUAUAAAAGCGGUUCUAGAGUAUACCGUUCUUACGCCGACAGCGGACGUGCCAAACGAGACUUAGACGUCGAUCCCGAGGAAUUGCUGGCAUUGAUGACACUCUUGGAAGCAGAACGCAAACAAAAUAAGGUCCACGAACAAUCCAGGCACGUAACUGACUUACUAUAAACAAUAUAUAAUAUUGUUAUAACACUAACGUAUUUUGAGGAUAGUGGCAAAAGAGGAACAGUGAACCCUUUAUUUCUGUUUUAUUUAGCUUUACCGCAAUUUCUGCGGUAAAACGAUACAUAUCAAUUUUGUAGAUACUAUACAGGGCGAUUCUUUUAUAGUGAACUAUCAAUAUUUCUCGGAGGAUUUUAAGCGAAUUUGAUUUAUAUUUUUUUUUUUUAUCAUUUUGGAAUCGUUGUAGCUUUAUUUUAAUACCAUUUUUAAUUUUGUACCCCUCUAGAAAAUAUUUUUAUAAAAGUGUUGAUUUGCAUAAUACUAAUAUCAGAUUUACCGUUUAUGAAUGGUGCUUAAAGUUUGAAAUAUUUCUUGUGAAAUAUUGGAUUUUGAUUAAUUAUUUCACCUUAAAAUAUAGACAUCGCUUCAAUUUAAGAGUUAGUUAGAUAUCUAACUAUAAUAUUAUAAUUUUUAACGAGCAUUCACUAUCACACAUUAAAGUGAUUUAACUUGUGCGUUGUAUAUUAUAAGUAUUACUGUGUUUUUUUUUCACAAUCUUAAUAACAUAAACAUAAGUAUUUUUUUUUCUCAAUAUUUAAUUUUAUGCAUUUGCAAUAUAUUCUCAACCUUAUAUACCUAUUAGGUACAAUUUGAAACUUUAUUACUAUUAUUAGUCUAUAAAUGGUAUUAUACAAUUUUAUUUUUGUUUUCAAAGACUAGAAAUUCAUUUAGUUAUUUUAUUUUUUAAAAGAAACAAAAAAAUCAAUAAUAGUUACUCUAUACUGUUAUUUUUUUAUUUAUAGGUAUUUCAUAUUCGUAUUAAUAUCUGUAUUAUAUGAAUACAUCUAUGUAUAUGUGAUUUUAUUUCUAAUAAAAAAUGUAUCAGAUUUACUGUAAUUUACGUAAAUUUUACUGGUUAAAUUACGAAUAUAUUUUUAACGGUAAAUUCCACUUUUCUAAUAAUAAUUAUGCGAUUUGUCCCACCUGAAUUAUUUCAAUAAUAUUUACCUACCUAACAUGAACACCUCCGUUGACUCUUUAUAUAUGUUUUAGAUACAUAGCUAGUAGCUGGUAUCUUUUGAGUUAUAAAGUUUAUAAAAUUCAAAACAAUGGAUUGUUUCCGUUAUAGGUAUUAUACAAUUGUAUAAACUAUCAUUAUUAAAAUCAAUAGAUAUUAUAUUCUAAACGAAUUCUGAAUAUUAGCAAAGGAGUAUGAUGAUGACUCCUUUAAUAUUGAAAGUUAAACGAAAUCUGACUGUAAUAUACCUAAAAAUUAUUUUAUCUAAUUGUACAUUUGUAAUAUACAAUAUUAUAAUAUAUAUUGUUACUGUAGAAUAGUUUUUAUUAUGUAUGAGUACUGUCGAGGUCGAGCUCUAGGCGGUCAAACGUAACAAUAAAAUAAGAACAGCAUUAAAGGGAUGUCCUUCCUCUACCUAUAUUAAUACUGAUUAAAUUCAUAUAAUGAAAUAUAUCUACAACAUAUAUUGUAUAAUGAAAAACUUGGUUAUUGUAAAUAAUUGUGAUACUAUAAUUUUUUAAGUGUUCCAUGGUCAUAUCCAGAAGUCCUCAAAACAUAUGAAUAAUUAAAUGCUCAGUUUUUUUUUAAUCAAAAAUAAAUUCCAAUGUUUUAUAUUAACAGCCUUUGUGCAAAACUCUGCUGUGGUAGUAGAAUUAUAAAUUUAGAACAAUAUACAUAAGGGAACAUUAACGCUUCGAUUAAAAACAAAUUUAACUUAGCUCUUAAUAAAUUACUACGGUUUUUAAACAAAACUGUCUUUUGCAACACGAUUAAGAACAUUUAAAGUUAAAUAGGUAAACUUUUUAAACGGCAAAUUAAAAAUAUAUUAUCCGUGGUGUAUUAUAUAGUUAUUUUAUGUAAGUCUAUUUAGUCUAUUUUAUGAAUUAUAUAUACUCACGACACAUAUUUUUAGAGGUUCCAGACAACACUACGGUCGCUUGAAUGAAUAUGAAACAGAUCCAUACAUGGACAAUGACCUACAAGAAGAAGACGAUGAAGAAGACGUCCCUGGUAAGUGUUAAAAUAUCGUGAUAACUUCAAAUUAUGGUUUUUAAAUGUGUAAUCCCAAAACAAGUGAUGUGUACGUACUCAUAUAUUUAUAUCGUGUAUCAGUGUUUGACGCGUGUUAGUGCGGUUAUCUAUAUAUAUUUUAAUGUCAAUCAUAAUAACAAUUUAAAAUUAUUUUUUUUUAAUAAAAAAUAAUAAUAUACAUCAUACAGGUAUGAACACUAAACGCCACCGCCGCCGCCGCACCGCCAGUAUUAAUUUCAUACACAUUUUUACUUUCGGACUUGUCGGCGUAAUUUUCUCCUUUAUUGGGAUUUCGAGGACAAGUGUUUAUUAUUAAUCAUUAUUUUCGCUAAAAUUAUAUUACCAAGCAUUUAGCCUAUUUCCACCGCUACACCGCAUGUAGAUUAAUAUUUUCAUUCGUUACAUCAUUACACCUAUGUAUAUUAUACUAUACGAGUUACGCGUACGUAUACUACUGAAAUAGGCCGUGUCUUCACUUAACGUUAUACUACUAUGUUGUCGAUUAUUAAUUAUUGUGCAUAGCAUAUAUGACAUACUAACUGGUCCACCUGGCAUUGCCUGUGUCAAAAGAAAUAAUAUAAAAAUUAUCAUUACAUGCUAUUACGGCGCCACUACCUUAUUAUUAAUAAUGUUUAUUGUAUUAUUUUGUUUCUUUUUUUCAUCCGUAUCACCAAGGUAACCCAUUACUCAACAAAAAUAAUUACGUUCCCAAUUACCAACAAACCAAUAAACCUGUAUCAGACUCUCUUUAGGGGUUAAUACGGGGUGGAGAAAGAAUACGUUAUUGUUAAUCUAGAACAACAUGUAUGCAAAAUGUCUGCUCAAUCGGAGUAGUAGUUUGGGCUGGAAGUAGUACUUAUCAUAACAUCGAAACAAACUUUUGCAUUUACAAUUAUCGUUUAUGAUAAACGGGUCUGAAUGUUGGGCAUGGGAUAAAAAAAAUAAGAAUAUUGAGGCGAUGAGCGUGUAGUGUAACCAGAUUAAAUUCUAUUGGAUAUAUUAGGAAUAGAUUCGCACAGCGGGUAUAGCCGUAAAAUUAGAGCAAAUAAAUUAAAUUAGUAUGACCGGUCAUUAAGUUAGAUGAGAUAUUAUGUAAGUGUGUGGACGAAAGACGGGAAAGAAAUAGGUUAGAGAAAAAGUAAUUGUUGAGUUUGUGAAUUGAGAUGUGUGUGGAGGGGAGGGGCAAAACUAAGAAUAGCUGAUUCCACCAGGGUGGUAUAAAGAAUAAAAUGAGGAAAAUGAAAGUUAUAAUAUUAUUGUAGAUAAGUAUCUAUUAUCUUUGUUAAAACACUUAUAUUAUGAUGUUUUCUAUUCCAGAAGGAUGGUUGGAGGGUCCUGUGGUACCGGCUCCGUUGUUCGUCUCCCCCAAAGAUUACUAUAUUAAUAACGGAUAUACACGCAAGCAGAGGGCUCUACAUGGAUCCAAAGUAACUAUAUUAAUAUGAUAUUAUUAUAAACGGGCGGAUCCACACGUCUGUAUAGAACGAUUAUUUUCAGGGUCUGAACCACUACCAAGAGGAGCCGCAGUAUUAUAGAAUGCCAGAUUACUAUCGUCGUUACAACUUUUAAAAAAUAAAUAUACUACCCUCAAUACAAAUUAUUAAGCGACUUUCCUACGGAGAUGCUGUUCCACCCAUCAAUAUAGUGGCAAAUUAUUUAUCUACUUCAUUAUUAUACUAUCUCUGAUUUAACGUUUACAAUACUAUAAUAAAACUUGUACUUACGACAUUUAUAACUUAUCAAUUAUAAGAUACAAUAAUCAUUAUCUAUUAUCCUAUACACUUUACUUCUAUAAUAUAUUAUUGAUCACUAUAAAGUCCGAGUAAAAAUACGAUAUUAACUAAAUCAAAAAAGUAUAUUUGAUUGUAUAUGAAAUUUUAAAAUGAAUAAAACUGAACGAUUUUAACGCGUAACACAUUGUUUGUAUUGUGUGCGUGUGAUAACACUGAAUAUUCGGUACAUUUUCAAUAGUUAAUCAUUACUAAUACUUACGCAGUUUUAUGUUUUAUCUGAAUAAAUUAAAUAAAUAGGUAUAAGCGUAUUUGUAUAUUUUUGUAUAGGUAUACGAAAUACUGGCUAUGUAUAAGAUACGUGGAAACAUCGUCUUGUGAUAAUAGUAGGUAUACCG
Molecule: messenger RNA, 11241 nt
Organism: Cinara cedri
Lineage: Eukaryota; Metazoa; Arthropoda; Insecta; Hemiptera; Aphididae
Source: the annotation of a GenBank genome assembly